Adineta steineri is the source of this 591-nucleotide messenger RNA. NCBI's taxonomy places the organism in Eukaryota, Metazoa, Rotifera, Eurotatoria, Adinetida, Adinetidae. The record is from the annotation of a GenBank genome assembly.
AUGAAUAUAACAACCGGAAUUUCAAAUAAUUCAACAAUUACAUUCUAUAAUCGUUCAAUAUCAAACAAAUCUUUUACUACUCGAACACCAAGUUUACAUAUAUGGAAAAAAUCAAAUUCAAUUGAAAUACUUAAAAAAUUAAUUGCACAUCGACAAGGUUCUUUAAAAAACAAUCGAACAUUAUUGAUAACAAACACUACACGGCGAGCAACAUCAACAUUGCCUUCGCCACUUCCUGUUCGAUUAAAAUCCACAUCAAAAACAAAAAAUAUAGCAUUAAAAUCUUCGUCCACGAAAUUUAUAGAUAAAAAAAUUCUUUAUAUGCCAGAUAAUUAUUUUUUAAACUCACCACCAUUACCAACAAUUGAUAUAAGCGCAUCUUCAAAUACUACUGUAAUAGCUAUUAUAUUUAUUUGCUGUUUGUGUAGUUUACUUCUUCUUUCAUUUAUUUUUACAUUUUUUCUAAGAGAACAUUUUCAUCAUACUUAUUUCAAAUUACCUUGUAUACAUUCAUUAUCAACAACAAAACAAUCUCGUGAGAGUACGCCAUUAUCCUAUUCAUCGAUUCAUAGUAAGCAUCAAAAGGAUUAG